UCGCGCAGCGACAGCUCCCCGUCGCCCCUUCGAACUCCGGCGACAAGCCUUCUCGCCCGCGACGGCUCCCCGGACGCAGCUACCCCAUCCAACCGCGAUGAGCAAGCCAACGGCGGGCCCGACGGUGGCCGCCGCGGCGCAGAAGCAGAUGGCGCUCCUCCAGAAGGCCGAUGCCGACGUCGGCAGCCUCGUCGCCAACUUCUCCGCCCUCAUCAACAUCGCCCGCGUGAACGACCCGGCCGUGCGCAACUCGCAGGAGGCAUUCCAGAUGGACAUGCGCGCCUCCCGCGUGGUACAUUCAGCAGACUCUCUGUUGAAACUAGUGUCGCAACUUAAGAGGACAGCCAUCCUUUCUGGGCUUGCUUCUUCGAGUGAGACUGUUGUUAGGAAGAUUGAGGUGUUCAGUCAGCAUGCAGAGGGGACAGAUAGAAUGCUGCAGAGGAUUGGGCAGGAGGCAGCAACAAGCCUUAAGGAGUUGGAGGCACAUUACUACUCAUCUGUUGUGUAGACUUUGAUCACAGUUGAGGUGAAUAUAUCUUUGUCACUGAAAAAAAUGUGUGUUCUUAGUUGAUACAUGGGAAUAGUAGGAGAAAGCAGGAAUUGUAUAUGCUUGAUACAAUAGUUUAAUUAGGGUACCAUCUAUGUUCUGUAAUAGCAUAUGCAGUGAGUAGUCCAAGAAAAUAUAUGUUCUGUAAUAACAUAUAUG
This is a messenger RNA of Triticum dicoccoides, 706 nucleotides long. RefSeq names its product mediator of RNA polymerase II transcription subunit 22a-like. Gene Ontology annotation, cellular component: mediator complex. The record is from RefSeq and is a predicted model, not a curated record. The transcript has 3 exons. Gene Ontology annotation, molecular function: transcription coregulator activity. Gene Ontology annotation, biological process: regulation of transcription by RNA polymerase II. Lineage: Eukaryota; Viridiplantae; Streptophyta; Magnoliopsida; Poales; Poaceae. The coding region runs from base 98 to 508 and encodes 136 amino acids.